UGACAAUACCAGUUUUCCGCCGAAUUUCUACAUUAUUUUGCGAAAUAUUCAUGGGAGUUAUUUUUCCUGUACAAUUUGCAAGCACUGUGGGUCAUUUAUUGGUAAAUUUGUCAAAAUUUGAGUAAGAAUGCGAAAAAUCGGCGCAUUCAUUGAGCCAUCUGACGUCAAUCUGUCAUUUUCCCACCAGUCCAGUGGAGUCGAUUGUGUUGGCUUGGGUCGGUAAAAAUACGAUGUUGUGAAUAUAAAAUCUCGCUGAAAGGGCCCCAAAACGCGUUCGGAAUGGAGGAGGUCGAAUACAACAUGAAUCGUAUUUGUCGCGCGUGCAAAAACGAGUCGUCGGAGAUGAGAUCGGUGUUUGAUGAUUGCGAAUUGCUGACCGAAUGUCCCCGUAUUGACGAGAUGCUAAUGGCUUGUACCUCGGUGCAGGUGAAAGCCGAGGAUAGACUACCGAAGAUGAUUUGCGUCACUUGCACGGAACAGCUCAAAGGGGCCUAUAUUUUCAAGCAACAAUGCCAACAGACCGACGUCAGUCUCAGGGAGUACGUCAAGAAUUUCAAAUCAGUCGACGAUGUCAAGAAGGAAGUGGAGGCCACGGACGGCACUGUCGAAGAGAACCUGGUCGAUGUUCUCUCCGAAGAGGACCCCUCGAAAGACUGUCUUACUUCAACUCAACGCUCCGACUUUAUCGAAUUUAUAGAAGACAACCAAAUGAUUCUGACAUGUCGCGAAUGUGGUAAAAGCUUCACUCGUCUCGAAGGUUUGCGAAGCCACAAGCGUAUCCACUUGGGUACACUUUUCAAAUGUCGUUAUUGUGGCAAAGGUUACACUAGACAAACUCACGUCUACCGACACGAAUUAUCUCACGGCAAACACAAACUCCACGUUUGCAGAAUAUGCAACAAGACUCUAACGAGAAUGGAGCAUUUAAAACGUCACUUGACGACACAUCUAAAAGAAAAACCUUUCUCGUGUAAAUCGUGUAAUAGAGGUUUUAACAGAUCGGAUCAUCUCGAAGUGCAUGCAGUGAGGUGUAAGGGAGAGAGAGUACACAUUUGUGACAUUUGCAAUCGGGGAUUUUCGAGAGAGGAUAGUCUUGAAGUGCACAAAAGGCUGCAUGAGAAUCAAAAACCGGCACUGCCAACUCUAGAGAAUAUAGAUAAUAUCGAGGAGCAUUAUUACGAGAUUGAUUACGAUCCCAACAUGGAUUAUUCGGCUGGUUCGGAUGUUGAUGAUUAUUUAGAGCCGCAUGUGGAAGUUACCGAAAAUUUAGAUGAGGAUAGGAUUAAGGAAGUGGAAAAUUUACAAAACGACGACAGUAAUAAUAAGGGAGAGUCGGACCAGCAGAUGGAUAUUAAAGAUAUGUUGGAAUCUCAGAUUGAUCUUGAGAUCAAUGAAAAUGAUAUCAGUAUUGACGAAGAUAAAAAAAUUAUAAGUAGAAGGUUUGAAAGUGACGAGUAUGUGCCUGAGCAAGAUGACGAUAUGGAGCUUGGCGGUAAGUUAAGUACAGUUGCAGACAAUGACUCCGACAGCGUGGAUUCGGAAUACCUCCCAACUAAAGUACGAAAACGUCGCACUAGAGCACGAAAGAACGCUUCCGGUCACAGGAGCACAGGCCGGCCCCGAGGACGCCCCCCUGGCAUUAAACGAGAACGCAAAGACACCGAUGAAGAAGGCGAAUUCCCAUGUCCCAGCUGUAACGAGAUUUUCCCUCGCAUGAGUCUCUUAGACAAACACUCGAAAAGCCACGAAGCCGCCAAAGUCCACACUUGCAAAGUUUGCAACAAGGAAUUCUCAAGGUUCAAUCAUUUGAAGCGUCAUAUGACAUCGCAUUCGGUUGUGCGACCUUUUUCGUGCGAAAUCUGCGGUAAAAGGUUCUCCAGACGGGACCAUUUGCAACAACACGUGAGACUCCAUGAUAAAAAGCAGGAACACAAGUGCGAUAUUUGUAUGAAGAUGUUUAACAGAGCCGAUCAGUUGGCCAAACACAAGAUUUCGAAACACGAAAUGGGGGAGAAAGUGUUGGGCGAGAAAAAGUUCGAAUGUCAUGUGUGUUUGAAAACCUUCACGACUGAAAAAUACCGUGAUGUCCACGUGAAAGGCCACUUGGGGGAGAAGCGUUUCCAAUGCAAAACAUGCGAUAAGUCUUUCCUGUCAAAGUCGCACCUAACCGAACACAUGAAAUUCCACAACGAACAUUCAAAAAAGUUCCUCUGUUCAGAAUGCGGUCAAAGGUUCAUCAGGAACGAUUAUCUUGUGAUUCACAUGAGACGACAUCGAGGCGAGAAACCUUUCAAAUGCAAAUUCUGCGGGAAGGGUUUUCCCCGAACCACCGACUUGACGGUGCAUGAGCGCUACCAUACGGGAGAAAAGACGCAUCUUUGUACGAUAUGUGGGCGCGGAUUCGGAAGGGCGUACAAUUUGACGGUUCAUAUGAGGACGCAUACGGGGGAAAAACCGUACAGGUGCACGUAUUGCGAGGCGGCGUUUGCUCAAGGAAAUGAUCUGAAAGCACACGUGAGGAGGCAUACGGGGGAGAGGUUUCAAUGCGAGUUGUGUACGGAGAGUUUUCUCAUGGGGUAUUUGCUCACGCAACAUAAAAGGAGUGUUCACGGUUUGAACGUAGUCAGUAAUAUAAGGCGCCUUCACCCCAUUAACAAGAUAAAACAGGACGCGGACGAGCCGCCCCCGAUCACUAUUCCAUUGCCUAAACCGGUAGUACCUGAAAUCCUCAUUACCAAUAUCCAAGCCCACUUGAGUCAAAUCCAACAUCAUCAAAUCGCUAGAGAAUAACGUCUAAAGAUUAAAUUAAAAUGUACAUAUGAAUAUGUAGUUAAGGUACUGUAGUUUUGUCAUUUUCAUUUGAAGAAUUCUCACUCAGUCUUUCACUAAUUUAUGUUUAUUUUCAUUUUAGUUUGAUUUCAAGCAAUGUUUAGCCCAAACUUUGUGUUUUAUGUUUUCUAGCAUGUUUGUAAUGUUACAACGCAUAAUCUGUUUUUUGUAUUAAAACUAUUGAACGAUCAAAAUAUUUUAUGAUUUAAGGCCUAAUGUGAGGCGACAAAUCAAAUGUGUAUUUUUUGAUUGAAACGUAUUACCAUUUUUUAGUGUAUAAAGGAUGCCAUUUUUGUAAUUUACGUUAGUAGACUGUAAAUAUAUUUUUACAUUAUGGAAAAUAAAAUUUUUGUGUGUA
This is a messenger RNA of Tribolium madens (black flour beetle), 3187 nucleotides long. Its product is annotated as zinc finger protein 624-like. Gene Ontology annotation, cellular component: nucleus. Gene Ontology annotation, biological process: regulation of transcription by RNA polymerase II. Gene Ontology annotation, molecular function: RNA polymerase II cis-regulatory region sequence-specific DNA binding; DNA-binding transcription factor activity; zinc ion binding. NCBI's taxonomy places the organism in Eukaryota, Metazoa, Arthropoda, Insecta, Coleoptera, Tenebrionidae. The coding region runs from base 280 to 2790 and encodes 836 amino acids. The transcript is spliced from 7 exons. The record is from RefSeq and is a predicted model, not a curated record.